GACAUUUGAAAAACUCUAAAAAGUUGUUAUCAAAAUUUUUGCUUUAAAACACUUACAAAAUUCAAAAGUAGCUCCAAAUUGUAUUUGUGUCAAAACACAACUCUAAUUUUCAAAUGUCAUUUUCAACUUAAAAAAUAUUUCACUUUUUUCGAAAUUUUAUAAUUCUUAUAUCCAAACGCCCACUUAGUCUUGUUUGAGACUUAUAUACUAUUCUCUCCCUUACAGUUUAUUUGAUGAGCAAGAGUUUAAGAAUGAAUGAAACACUUUUGAAACAUGUGAUAUAAAACAGCUCAUAAAAAGCUCUAUGAAUAUAAAUCAUCACAUUAAGGAUAAAAUAGAAAGUUUAAAGUUGAAGUGUUACUAAAUAAAAGAAAUGUGUCAUUUCUUUUGGGACUAACUAAAAGAAAGAAUAUCACAUAAAUUAGAACAAAUAGACUAGUAAAAAUGUAGGAACGGUAAAGAUUAGAGAAAGUAAAGAGAAGAUGAGGAAGUUUGUUUAAGUGAGGAAGCCAUUUUCUUUAAUGUAUACUAAUGACGCAUGAUACUAUUCCUUUUUUUUUGGUCCACUCUCGCAUAGAAAACGAAGUUGCUUGAAAGCAGAUUUUGAAAUUAUAUAGGUGAAUAGAGAUCACCGAUAUCCUACUCGAGACGUAGUAAUUGUCAUCCCCAAACCAAAAGGAAUGGGGAAAAAGCUCAAGAAAGCAUUCUUUACAGAGGAAAUAUCUGAAAAAGUGUUAUCGGGAAAGAGAAAUUAUAAUAUUGAAUUGGUUUGAAUAGAACAAAUUAAAAAUUCUUAUAACUGGCUGAUUCUAGUUUACUACUUGAGAUUGAGGCUUAUUUCUUGCUAUUGUUGCAACACUCCAUCGCACAGCCACAAGCCAAACUUAUGAGAUUCCGAAACACAUCUGAAACUAAGACUACAAUAUGGCAUUCUUGAACAAAUUAGCUUAACAAUUCUUGGAUUCUAACUUCUAUAGUCUAUGGUGUUCAGACUACGUAGUUAAGUUGUUGGUUCAUUGCUUUAUUUUUUCCUAGAAUAGCUUAAGUUUGUAUAUUCCGGUGUUUGAUUAGCUACUGGAGAAUAUUUUCAGAAAAACAUAUAUAUGAAAAGUUAAAUAUAAUAUAAUAUUAACAAAUCAGAAUAUAUUGUUAAAUUAAAACUUAGAUACUUGUAAGGAAAAUAACUUUUUCAAAAGUGAGGGAGGUCUUUUCCCUUUUGACUGUUACACAAACACCUGAAGUUUAACUUUUUAUGAAAAAUAUUUUUCUGAAAAUUAACUUUUGUCAUAUCCAGUAUUCCCAAAUUAAAGGAGGGUCUAAUAUUGGGAAUCAGUCGAUAUUACCAACGUAAGAACUCCUCUAACAACCUAUCCGAUAUAGCAAUAACUAUUGUAUUUAAUCUUUUUUUUGUGUGUGCCUUUUAUUUAUGAAGGUAAAGAGCAGGUGAAGGUGUACCAUCUUCUCAAACUAUACACUUUCAAAGUGGCAUGUCAGCUAUUCAUGAGCAUUGAAGACCACAAUGAAAUUGAAAAGCUUUCUGCACUUUUCAACAUUUUCUUGAAAGGAUUAAUAACAAUCCCUGUAAAUUUACCUGGUACAACUUUUCACAAGGCAAAUAGAGCUGUAGCUACCAUCAGGAAAGAACUAUUGCAAAUAGUCAGAAAAAAGAAGAGAAGAAUUGGAACAGAAGAUAGCUUCACCUUCACAAGAUAUUUUGUCUCAUUUGCUUUCCACCCCAGAUGAAAAUGGAAAGUUCAUGUCUGAAAUUCUUAUUGUUAAUAACAUAUUGUUGCUGCUCUUUGCUGGCCAUGACACUUCUACUGUUGCUCUUACUUUACUCAUUAAGAGACUGGGAGAGCACCCUCAAGUUUAUGAAAACAUUCUACAAGAGCAUAUUAAGAUAGCUUCAGCGAAAAAAGAAGGGGAGUCUUUGAACUGGGAUGAUAUACAGAAGAUGAAGUAUUCGUGGAACGUACUUUGUGAAGCUAUGAGGCUGAAACAACCUAUAAUAGGAGCUUAUCGAGAAGCUAUUAUGGAUAUAAAUUAUGAAGGUUAUCACAUCCCUAAGGGAUGGAAGUUCUACUGGAACACUACUUUAACCAGUCUGGAUCCAGAGUAUUACCCUAAUGCAACAAGCUUUGAUCCAUCAAGAUUUGAAGGAGCUGGACCUGCUCCAUUUUCAUACAUUACAUUCGGGGGAGGACCCCGAAUGUGCAUAGGGAAAGAGUUCGCUCGGUUGGAGGUGAUGGUGUUUCUGCACAUCAUUGUCAGGAAAUUUAGAUGGAAAUUAGUUGUUCCUGAUGAGAGAAUUAUAUAUGAUCCAAUGGCUACCCCUGUUGAAGGACUUCCUAUUAAGCUUCAAACUCACAAGCCUUGAGGUUGAUCCUUACUUUUAAUGGAGAUACAUAAAAGCAUAGGGCGAGACCUAGCUUAUAAGUUAUUGGUUCACGUGAAUCCUGUAGCUUUAUCUCUAUCCUUGUAUAUUUUUUAAGAAAAUCAUUAAAUAUCUAUAAUUAUUUUUCUGUGAAACCAAUUGUUAUUGUAUAUUAACUUUGAGUUUGGCAUAGGAACUCAUACAUUUUUAAAUUUUGGAGGAAAACAUAUAUAUUGAGCCACAUGAA
Molecule: messenger RNA, 2621 nt
Organism: Nicotiana tabacum (common tobacco)
Lineage: Eukaryota; Viridiplantae; Streptophyta; Magnoliopsida; Solanales; Solanaceae
Source: RefSeq, a predicted model, not a curated record